Molecule: messenger RNA, 345 nt
Organism: Alternaria incomplexa
Lineage: Eukaryota; Fungi; Ascomycota; Dothideomycetes; Pleosporales; Pleosporaceae
Exons: 2
Coding region: 1-345 (114 amino acids)
Source: RefSeq, a predicted model, not a curated record
AUGUCCCUCCCCCUCCUCUUCACGCUCCCACCCUCCAACCGCCAUGAGUUUCUCUUGCUCGACACGUCCUCUAAGAUCACGUUGAAGUCGCUCAACGCGCAGAUCACCACUACAAUAUCCUCGAGCCCCAACUGCGCUGAAUUCAUGGCGAAGCACAAGGCCGCCGACGGCCCCAAAGAGACGAUUCAAGAGUUCAGAAUACACUGGGAUACCAAGACGCGGGAUGGCAAGAUCUGGCCCGAAUAUACCGUCGUGACGGAUGAGAACUUCCCGGCGAUACUGGAGUUGUUGAAGGCGAACCCCGUCAUGGGUGUGUUGGAGAUAAAGCUCGGUAGCUCAGAGUAG